UGGAAACAAGGGAUGUCUGUUCAGUGAACUCACCAGCAGUCCCGGGGGGGAUCUGAUUUCAUGUUUUGGAUAAAUUGAGUGAAAUGUCGCAUAUACCUUUGUCCUCGCGCUGCUUACAUAGCUGAUUCGAAUUAUUUUGGUGGAACAGAUCGAAACGAAUUUGUUGUUGUCGUUGGAAUUCUCGUUAUCGACGUUUUAAGUGCAAUGAAUUGGAUUUUACUCGGAUUAGUACUGACAAGCAUUGAGAUUUCAAUAGGCGUUCUAGUUCGUUUAAAAGGUGGAAAGCACUUUUACGAGGGGCGAAUUGAGGUGUUAUACAAUGGUACGUGGAAAGCUGUUUGUGAUCACGGCUGGGACAGGAACGGGGCCAGAGUAGUCUGCCGCAUGCUUGGAUUUCCCGAUGUGCUGCGGUAUACAAAGGGGCAUCAUGCAUUUGGCGUUGGAAAUGGGAAGUUCUGGCUUGAUGACGUCAAAUGCUCUGGAGAGGAGGAUUCGAUUGAUAAGUGUUCGCAUAGGCCCUGGGGCCGAAACAACUGUCAAAUCUAUAGUCAGGCUGGUGCUGUUUGCAGACAGCGUUUGAAUGACCUCAUUGUUGAGCCCAAGCCUUCGCAAGCCAGCGGUCAGGUUUCAAAAGUCAACAUAAGGUUAAAAGGCCCAGUUGUUGAUGACUACAUAUCAGAAGGUGUUGUUCAAGUGGAGCAUGAAGGAAAGUGGGGUUAUAUUUGUCCUUCGCAAUGGACUCAACUAAACUCGUUCGUGCUGUGCGGCCAACUGGGAUUUCCUAACGCUGAGAAACUUAAGUCUCAUAAAGAAACCAUCCAAGAUUUGGAGCCCGUCUAUUGGCUGGACCAGGUGACGUGCAAAGGAUGGGAGUCAUCGAUUGUGUCAUGUGACCAUGCAGGGUGGGGUAGUCAUCAAUGUGAAGAGGGGGAAGCGGUGAGGAUCGAGUGUGUCAGGCGAUUAAUCAAAAAACCACCAGACGUGAGAUUGCGAAGUGGGGCCCUGGUAUCGGAGGGGCGUGUGGAGGUACAGAAUAACAGAUAUUGGGGCACCAUUUGUGAUGAUCACUGGACCAUAAGAGAAGCUAAUGUGGUCUGCAGGUCAAUGGGUUACGGUACAGCGGAAAUAGCAACAAAAAAUGCGUACUACGGAAGAGGAAUUGGAAAGAUCAUGCUCGAUGAUGUGUAUUGUGUGGGUACUGAGAAGAGUAUUAGACAGUGUAAGAAAAGAAGAUGGCUCAAGUCCAACUGUAAUCAUCACGAGGACGCUGGUGUUAGAUGUCACGUGCCUUCCCUUCAAGGCCAUGAGGUUCGCAUUAGGGGCGGCGCAAACCAUCUUGAGGGUCGGGUUGAAGUCUUCUAUGAUGGAAAAUGGGGAACCGUCUGCGCUGAAGGGUGGGGAAUAGAAGAAGCUAUGACAGUUUGCCGACAGUUGAAUCUUGGAUAUGCCAGUGAAGCAGUUACGGAACAAAACUUCAGUCGAACAGAUCUUGAAGUUAUCAUGUCUGGAGUUCAAUGUCAUAUAAACGAUAUCUCUAUUUACCAUUGUGAGCAUGAUGAGUGGAAAAACACCACCUGCAGUGACAAGAAGAAGUCAGCUGGAGUCGUGUGCGUUAGUGCUCUACCUGACCUUGUCGUUAACACCGAUAUUCUCAGAAGUUACAUGGAAUUGAAUGUUUUUCCCUUAUCGGCGCUGAGAUGUGCCAUGGAAGAAAACUGUCUCAGUCCGUCUGCAGCACGUUUUUUAAGAUAUUCAGACACUUAUCGCAGGCGACUAUUACGAUUCAGCGUUCAAGUUGAAAACAGAGGGUUGGAUCACUUCAGACCAAAAGCUGACAAGUCAACUUGGCAGUGGCACAAAUGCCACCAACAUUAUCACUCCAUGGAAACAUUCUCUUCUUACGACCUCCUUCGUCAGAGGAGCGGGAAAAAGGUUUCCCAAGGACACAAAGCUAGUUUCUGUUUAGAAGACACCAAAUGCGAUUCUGGGUUUGACAAAGUUUGGAACUGUACUGACAUGGGAGAUCAGGGCAUAUCACCAGGAUGUUAUGACAUUUAUCACUAUAACAUCGACUGCCAGUGGGUGGACUGUACUGAUUUCGUACACGGCGCGUUUUAUCUUCGUGUUCACAUCAAUCCAGGCAACCAAGUGGCUGAAUCAGAUUUCAAGAACAACGUAGCCAAAUGUUCAGUGUAUGAUUACGGAACCUAUGUUUAUGCACUCAGGUGUUGGCUGGGUGAGUCUGAUAAUAGAUCACAAAAACGUGAUGAAUCUUCUGCUACCGUAAAGUAUUCAAUUCUUGCAGGGGUACUAUUUUACAUGCUGGCAAUUUUUGUGUUUUUGUUUUUCCCUUCUGGCAGCGGGCCUACCCAUAAAAAUACAUUGUUUUGUUCACUUAUGCAACGGACGGCACCAAAUGAAGAUCGACUCAACAUGAUGUGUGUUUUGCUUAUCGCGUUCGUCUCUUGCCUGAGGUUUGCCGGUGGCACAGAGGUGAGACUUAUUGGUGGAAAGCACGCGUUUGAAGGCCGAGUUGAGGUGAAAUACGACGACGAAUGGAGAGCAGUUUGUGACCAUGGAUGGAACAAGAAGGCGGCCAAUGUAGUUUGUAGAAUGCUUGGAUAUCCAGAUGCGUUGCGCUUUACAAAAGGACACCUAACCUUUGGUCGUGGAGAUGGAAAAUUUUGGUUAGAUGACGUCAUAUGCGGUGGUAGAGAAUAUGACAUUGAAAGAUGCUCACACAGAGACUGGGGACAACACAACUGUCGUUCAACUCAUCAGGCUGGUGUUAUAUGCAAGCUACAUCGAAGUGACACAAUAUUCGAGCCCGAGCCAUCAUCAGCCAGCGGAGAGGUGGUACACGUGAACUUAAAGUUACAAGGCCCAGUUGUUGAUGACUACAUAUCAGAAGGUGUCGUUCAAGUGGAGCACGAGGGAGAGUGGGGUUACAUUUGUCCUUCUCAGUGGACUCAACUGAACUCGUUCGUGUUGUGCGGCCAACUGGGAUUUCCUAAUGCUGAGAAAAAUGGGUCCUAUACAGAAACCAUCCAAGAUUUGGAGCCCGUCUAUUGGCUGGACCAAGUCACAUGCAAAGGAUGGGAGUCAUCGAUUGUGUCGUGUGACCAUGCAGGUUGGAUUCACCACAAAUGUGAGAUUGGAGGAGCACUGAGGAUCAAAUGCGCGCGCAAAAAUAUCACGCAGCCUCCAGUGGUGCGACUUCGAAGUGGUGCCAUGGUUUCUGAGGGGCGAGUGGAAAUGAAGUACCGUAAUGAAUGGAGAACCAUAUGCGACGACCACUGGACACUGAAGGAAGCUAAUGUAAUCUGCAGGUUUUUAGGCUAUGGGUCAGCGGCAGUAGCAGCCCACAGCGCGUACUUUGGGAGAGGUAUUGGAAAGGAGAUGCUGCACAAUUUACGCUGUCAGGGUGACGAGAGAAACAUCAACCAAUGUCAACAUCACGGUUGGCGCAGAACAGAAUGUAAUCACUAUGAAGACGCUAGCGUCAAAUGUCAUUCUCCAAAACUUCAAGGCCAUAAGAUUAGGCUCGCUGGUGGUGCAAAUUCCUUCGAAGGUCGAGUGGAAGUUUUUCGUGACGGACGAUGGGGAACUGUUUGUGCAGAUAACUGGCGAAUAGAAGAAGCAAUGGUGGUGUGCCGACAGUUGAAUCUUGGAUACGCUAGUCAAGCAGCUACGCAGAAUUAUUUUGGCCCCACAAAUCUGAAAGUUAUAAUGUCUGGAGUAAUAUGUCGCGUGGACGAGAUCUCCAUUUACAACUGUCAACGUCAUCAGUGGGACAAUACAACUUGCAGCCACAAACACAAAUUAGCAGGAGUCAUUUGCAUAGAUGAGUUACCAGAUCUCGUCAUCGAUACUGAAGCUUUGAGAGAAGAGAUGCGUACGCAGUCACUCCACGUUGACUUUCUGCAAUGUGCAUAUGAGGAGAACUGUUUAGCAAAAAGUGCAGACGUUCUCUUUAGUUCAAGUGGGGCUGGGCGAAACCGGAUGCGAAAACUGUUACGAUUUACAACAAAGAUUGAAAACAGAGGAUGGGACCAUUUCCGACCGAACUCGCCCAGGUCAGCCUGGCAGUACCACCAGUGUCAUGGCCACCAUCACUCUAUGGAGACAUUUGCUACCUAUGCUCUGCUACGUCGGGGUAACUGGGGAAAAGCCGCUGACGGGCAUAAGGCCAGUUUUUGUUUGGAAGAUACAGAUUGUGAUCCGGGCUUCGAGAAGAAAUGGGAUUGCACCAGGGGCGGUGACCAGGGCUUAUCUCCCGGAUGCUUUGAUAUUUACAGUCAUAAGAUUGACUGUCAGUGGAUCGACUACACCGGCAUCUUCAGCGGAGCUUUUUUUCUUCGAAUUCAACUCAAUCCUGGAAACCAAGUGGCUGAGUCAGACUUCAAGAACAAUGUUGCAAAGUGCUCUGUUUAUGACUACGGGAGUUUUUUUAUGGCUCACAAGUGCUGGAUUGAAACUUGCGAAAGCGGCGUCGAUACGUAUGGAGGAAAUUCACGUGGGAAAUGCUGCGAGUUUCCUUUCCGUUUCAAAGAUAAACUAUACCAUUCUUGUACAACUGAUGGACACAGAUACAAAAGGAAAUGGUGCUCAACAACUCCUAGUUACAGCAGGGACAAGAAAUGGGGACUCUGCUUCAACUAGAUGACUGAAGAAGCAAGGAUGACCGAAAGAUUAAGCCAAAUGUUUGGCAUUUUGGUAGAAAAAUUCUGAAUUAAAAUUUAAAACAGUAAAUGGUUUGAACCCAGGGGUAACAUGUAAUAGUGUAGUUUGAUCAUCCGGAUGAGUGUAGUCCUGAGAAGGACUGUUGUCGCUCGUUUGUGUUCAGUCAGUCUAGUUGUGAACUUUAAACAAAUUUAAGACUAAUGUGAACAUCAAUCUCUUUACAAAGCUUCAACAUCUAUCCUUUUGAAAUGAUCUGAAGUAAAGCCUAAAUCUGAAAUAUC
Molecule: messenger RNA, 4964 nt
Organism: Pocillopora damicornis (cauliflower coral)
Lineage: Eukaryota; Metazoa; Cnidaria; Anthozoa; Scleractinia; Pocilloporidae
Product: lysyl oxidase homolog 3A
Biological process (GO): peptidyl-lysine oxidation
Cellular component (GO): membrane
Molecular function (GO): copper ion binding; protein-lysine 6-oxidase activity
Source: RefSeq, a predicted model, not a curated record